AUGUUAUUUUCACUCGGUGAUACUGUAACCGCUGGUUUCUUGGCUGGUGAUUCAUCACCAUUGUCAACCAAUGAGUAUCGUGGAUUCUCUUAUGUAACAGGUAACCAAACCGAUGCCUGGACUCUUAAUAACUUUGUAACACAGUCCGCUGCUACACUUACAGGUGGUUCCGUCAAUCUGUUGAACGGAGCACGUCCAGCCGGUACCUACUAUUCAUCGUACGACGGUUUCAACGGUGCCACCAAGGGCAGUGAAGACUAUAUCAACGGUGAGUUGAACUUUGUUGUCAACCAAGCCAACAACAAGGUAGGCUCAACCAAUGUAAGUAGCCAAUGGAAAAUGGUAACCAUGUACCUCGGUCUCUUCAAAGCCUGCACCAUGUGUCAAACCACACAGGCUGCCUACCAAACCAAUCCAACUUUCUGGGGUUCCUACUAUUAUGAAUUGAUUGAAAACAUCACAACUACUUUCAAUCAAAAAACAAUGAUUAACAUGGUUGGAUUACCAAAGAUCUCUCAAUUUUAUUCAUCUACUGCCUCUGCAUGUAAAUCCUACAAUCAAGCUAAUAAUAUUUGUCCAUGUUUGUGGUCUCAGUCCACUUCUACUUUGGAUAGUAUCAUUACUGCCGCCAACACUGGAAUGAAGAAUGCCAUUUCAACCUGGAAGUCUAGUGUCGACCAAACCACCACAACCGUUGGAAUCACUUACCAGCCAUUCUUGGUCGAUACUGUUUUCGCAUCGACAUCACUCUCGAGCGUUGACUGCUUCCAUCCCAAUGUUGACGGUCAAAAGCUGAUGACCAUAGGACUCUGGAACAACAUUCGUCAGAGCACCAAAUCGACAUCGGUAACUAGCAGUACCUCGAUGGUAUGUGGAUCACCAUACGCUGCAAUCUACAGUACCACUUCAUCCUAUUAA
Molecule: messenger RNA, 918 nt
Organism: Heterostelium album PN500
Lineage: Eukaryota; Evosea; Eumycetozoa; Acytosteliales; Acytosteliaceae
Exons: 2
Coding region: 1-918 (305 amino acids)
Biological process (GO): phospholipid metabolic process
Molecular function (GO): glycerophospholipase activity
Source: RefSeq, a predicted model, not a curated record